CGCUCCAGCGCAGAUGAAGCUGGCAGAGGUGUGGGAGCAGGGCCGGUGACGGCGCGCCCGCUGCGGAGAAUGAGGCUCGCCAUCUGCGCCCUGCUGUGCGCCGGGGCCCUGGGGCUGUGUCUGGCUGUCCCUGAGAAAACUGUAAGAUGGUGCACCGUGUCAGAUCAUGAGGCCACUAAGUGCUCCAGUUUCCAAGACAAUAUGAAAAAAGUCUCCCCAGCAGAUGGUCCGCUUAUCACCUGUGUGAAGAGAACCUCUUACCUUGAGUGCAUCCCGGCCAUUGCAGCAAAUGAAGCAGAUGCGGUGACCCUUGAUGGGGGUUUGGUGUAUGAGGCAGGCCUGGCCCCCUACAACCUGAAGCCCAUCGUGGCAGAAUUCUAUAGGUCAAAAGAUGAUCCACAAACCUACCAUUAUGUCGUUGCCAUGGUGAAGAAGGGCACCAACUUCCAGCUGAACCAGCUCCAAGGCAAGAAGUCCUGUCACACGGGCCUGGGCUGGUCUGCUGGGUGGAACAUCCCCGUCAGGACUCUGCUUCCCUCUGGCUCUCUUGAAGCAGCAGUGGCCAAGUUCUUCUCCAGCAGCUGUGUCCCCUGUGCGGACGGGAAGGAGUUCCCCAGCCUGUGUAAGCUGUGUGCCGGGACAGGGACAGACAAGUGUGCCUGCUCCUCCCGCGAACCGUACUUUGGCUACUCGGGCGCCUUCAAGUGUCUGAAGGACGGCGUGGGGGACGUGUGCUUCGUUAGGCACCUGACGGUGUUCGAGAACCUGGCAAACAAGGCCGACAGGGACCAGUAUGAGCUGCUCUGCCUGGACAACACCCGGAAGCCAGUGGAUGAAUACAAGGACUGCUACUUGGCCAAGGUCCCUUCUCACGCUGUUGUGGCCCGAAGUGUGGACGGCAAGGAGGACUUGAUCUGGGAGCUUCUCAACCAGGCCCAGGAACAUUUUGGAAAAGACAAGUCAUCAGAAUUUCAGCUCUUUGGCUCUCCUCAUGGGAAGGAUCUGCUGUUUACUGAUGCCACCCAUGGGUUUCUAAGGGUCCCACCCAAGAUGGAUGCCAAGCUGUACCUGGGAUAUGAGUAUUUUCCUAACACUCAGCGUCCAAAGAUAGAUGCCCAGAAGGUGCGGUGGUGUGCUGUGGGCCACCUUGAGAGGUCCAAAUGUGACGAGUGGAGUGCAGUGAGCGGGGGUGCCCUAGAGUGCACCACGGAGGAGACCACUGAGGACUGCAUCGCCGCCAUCAUGAAAGAAGAAGCUGAUGCCGUUAGCUUAGAUGGAGGAUUCAUCUACAUAGCAGGCAAGUGUGGUUUGGUGCCUGUCCUGGCAGAGAACUACGAGCCUAGGAGUACUGGGUCUAAGUGUGUGAAUACACCUGUGGAAGGUUAUUUUGUCGUGGCUGUGGUUAAGAAAUCAGAUGCUGAUGUCACCUGGAACUCUCUUCGAGGCAAGAAGUCCUGCCACACUGCAGUUGGCACUUCGGCAGGCUGGAACAUCCCCAUGGGUUUAAUAUACAAUCAAACCGGGUCCUGUAAAUUUGAUGAGUUCUUCAGCAGCAGCUGUGCCCCCGGGUCUAAACCGGACUGCCCUCUCUGUGCUCUGUGUAAUGGCAGCAGCGACCCCGCACACACAUGUGCUCCCAGCAGCCGCGAGAGAUACUACGGCUCCAGUGGGGCUUUCAGGUGUCUGGUGGAGAAGGGAGACGUGGCCUUUGUCAACCACCGCGCAGUCCUGCGGAACACUGACGGACGGAACCAUGAAGCGUGGGCUGAGGGUCUGAAGCAGGGCGACUUUGAGUUGUUGUGCCUUGAUGGUACCAGGAAGCCUGUGGCCGAGGUUCAGAACUGCCACCUGGCUGUAGUGCCAAAUCGUGCUGUGGUCUCGAGGAAAGACAAGGCAGAUUUUGUUCGCAGAAUACUCUUCAACCAACAGGAGCUGUUUGGAAGAAACGGAUUUGAAUGUGCAAUGUUCCAGCUGUUUGAAUCCUCAAACAAGGACCUGCUGUUCAGUGAUGACACGGAAUGUUUGGCCAAUCUUCAAGACAAAACAACUUAUGAAAAAUACCUAGGGCCGGGGUAUCUCAUAGCUAUUGCUAACUUUAGACCAUGCUUAACCUCUGAUCUUCUGGAUGCCUGCACAUUCCACAGAAAUUAACCGAUCAAAGUGGGCAACCACACAGAUGCUGGGAGCCUCAAGUAGGGCGGGUCCACAUUCUGACUUGUCUUCGUGUGGAUCUGCUUACCAUGAAUUAUCUUUGCAAUUCUACGCUGUAACUCAUGGAGAAAUCAAAAUGAAUAAAAUUUAUUGUGUCUUCUCAGAAAACCUCA
Messenger RNA from Propithecus coquereli (Coquerel's sifaka), 2324 nucleotides. RefSeq names its product transferrin (gene TF). The record is from RefSeq and is a predicted model, not a curated record. Gene Ontology annotation, biological process: antibacterial humoral response; iron ion transport. Lineage: Eukaryota; Metazoa; Chordata; Mammalia; Primates; Indriidae. The transcript is spliced from 17 exons. Gene Ontology annotation, cellular component: plasma membrane; extracellular region; recycling endosome. Bases 70 to 2151 code for a protein of 693 amino acids.